Molecule: messenger RNA, 1070 nt
Organism: Closterium sp. NIES-67
Lineage: Eukaryota; Viridiplantae; Streptophyta; Zygnematophyceae; Desmidiales; Closteriaceae
Source: the annotation of a GenBank genome assembly
CCAGCAUCCAUCAUCACUGUUUCGUUCUCACCGUAGUCAUAAUCCUCUGUCACACACCAUCGACUCUUUCUUUUGUUUCGUAUUAGUUGGUUAUUCAACCUUGGCCUGUAUUCCAGCCUGUGAAAAUCUUGCGUUGAAUAGCAUUGUAGCCAUCGCGUGACAGCAGGCACAUCAACGUCCAUCCGAAACCGCCGCAAAUGGCGCUGGCCAUUUUCGACGAAUCGCUCAUCGAGCUACCGUGCGACGUCAAUUACGACGCUUCCAAGUGUGCCACAUCAGCAGAACUCCUCAAGGAUUUUCUGAAGCGCCAUCCCAACGCCGCAACUGUGCAGCUCGGCGCGCAGGCCGUGCUGGGCUUCUCGCACGACGGCGACAGCUGCUUCCAUCGCACGCAGCUCGCCGCGUCCGGCGACGUCUUCUGCGUCUUCACCGGUCGCAUAGACAACGUCGCACAGCUACGACGGUCGUACGGCGUCGCAGGCGGCCACGGGCACGACACGAGCGAGUCGCAGCUCGUUGUCGGGAUGUACAAGGCACUGCGAAACUCCUUGGGAGAGCAUCAACCGAUUUCCGCGGAAGCGGCGCUGGCGGAGAUGGUGGGGCCGUUUUCGACGGUGAUUUACGACAACGAAUGGGGACACGCUUUCAUCGCCGCGGACGGCGACAGCCACGUGGAGCUGCACUGGGCCAUGUGUCACGACCGACGCAUCGCCGUGUCGCACGACGUCGACCUGCUGCGAGCAUGCUGCCCCACCACCCACGCGCCCUUCCCCCCAGGCUGCUUUUUCUCCACCUCAGCUGGUCUCUGUAGUUUCGAGGACCCGGGGAGGGAAUUCCGCCCCGUGCCGCACGUCGACAGCUCCGGUCGCAUCUGCGGCUCCCGCUUCGUGCCUGUCGAGGCUUCGCCCGAGCCUGUUACAUGCGGCCGCGUUACGAGUACACUAGGGAAUAUUGGUAGUGAGACCGAUUUAACAGCAAUUUAGCCAGGGGUCACUCACAAUUUCUAUACCAAUUAUUAAUAGCAUUUUCUUCAAAUUCUUCCACUCUAGUGAUAGCAUGUCCAUUGCGUG